ACCGCUGCCCUAAGGUGGACAAAAGGAAGUAUAGGAAGUACCGGAAGUACAGGAAAUAUGUUCCGCUGAUGACAGCUGUCGUAGAUUAAAUAUAUCAAUUAUAAGCAAAAUAAGAUAUAAUAAUCAAAAUAUAUUCAAAAAGAAAUAAUAACCAGUUGUUGCGUGAACUGAAUCAAAUUUCUAUUAAAUUGUGUGUGAUAUUGUUAGAAAGGAGAGCAAUGAUUUGUCAAUUUAUAUAUAGUUAGAUUCAUUGAAUCACAAGAAAGAUUUAUAACUGAGCGAUUUGGUGCGAUUUCAAGACAAGGUUAAAUGCUUUCAGAUCAAUACUUUAUGUAAGCUGAACAUUUUAAAAAGAAGGAUAAGAUACAGUGCACUAUGGCAACUGCUCUUCCUACUGUUACAGUAGAAACUGCGAAAGCUAUACUGACAGAUAUUCUGAAAGCAUUGAAUACACCGAAAAACUUGGAGAAGCUCACAGAAGCUAAUGAGAAAUCUGGUAAUGAGAUGUUGAAGAAAAUGCAGUUUGUAUUUCCAUUAGUAAUAGAGAUUCAGAUUGAUGUUAUCAAAAAUUAUGGAUUCCCAGAAGGAAGAGAAGGAGCUGUACAGUUUGCACAGAUGAUCAGAGCUUUUGAGAGAGAAGAUCCUGAGGUAGCACAAUUACAUAACCAGGUUCGUUCAUAUUUUCUACCACCAGUUUCGAUAGAUAUUCCAAGUGAAGCAUUUCUUUAAAAGUAAAUUUACUAUACAUAUAUAAAUUAUAUUUUGUAGUUCAUAUAUACACCAUUUUUUAUUUUAAGACUGUCUUAAACAUAUAAGAACAAUUUAUACAACUUAAAAAAAAUUAACGUACGUGUAUUAUGAAAAUAAAUGUGUUUUAUAUA
This is a messenger RNA of Dinoponera quadriceps, 881 nucleotides long. RefSeq names its product protein C10. NCBI's taxonomy places the organism in Eukaryota, Metazoa, Arthropoda, Insecta, Hymenoptera, Formicidae. The transcript is spliced from 4 exons. The record is from RefSeq and is a predicted model, not a curated record. Gene Ontology annotation, biological process: post-embryonic development. Bases 376 to 729 code for a protein of 117 amino acids.